Branchiostoma belcheri (Belcher's lancelet) is the source of this 375-nucleotide messenger RNA. RefSeq names its product collectin-10-like. The transcript is spliced from 2 exons. The record is from RefSeq and is a predicted model, not a curated record. NCBI's taxonomy places the organism in Eukaryota, Metazoa, Chordata, Leptocardii, Amphioxiformes, Branchiostomatidae. The coding region runs from base 1 to 375 and encodes 124 amino acids.
AUGUCAUUUCCGGACGCAGAGCAGGCAUGUAAAGAGGAAGGGGCGACUCUAGCCAUGCCUAAAACGAAGGAAUUGGACCUCGCUCUAAGAAACCUGGUCGAAACGUCAGGAGGCAACUCCGGACAUUGGAUCGGGAUGAGGGUGAUCUGUACUGGCAUCUGGUUCGAUAGUUAUGAAUUAAAGUGGGUAGACGGUUCACCCCUGGGACAGUACAAGGGUUGGCACUCAGGUAAACCAGCUGACAUCAAAUAUCUAAGGAAAGGGGAUUCGCUAUGCGUCCAGUACCUGACCUCAGGAAGUGCCACCGAUCCAAUGUGGGACGACGCUGACUGUACAGAGAAAAGGCGCUACAUCUGCCAAUCCUCCCCAGCCUAA